UUUUCUUUACUCAAUUCAUCCAAAACGCAACUAGCAUUUUCACAUACUCUCUCUCAGCAAACUAUAUAUAUUUUUUACUUUUGAUCGCAGCAAGCGCUUUUCUUCUCUCUUCUCUUUUUUCUUCACUAUUCAAUAAAAACUUACUUUUUUUGUUGUUAUACUUUUGUUUAUACUAAGCCUCAUUUUUUUACACACCACUUAUCCUUUAUUUCACAACCAACUACUUGCCAGAAUCAAAACAUGAGCGGCAACACCGAGACCUUCAGCUUCCAGGCUGAGAUUUCUCAGCUGAUGAGCCUUUUCGUCAACGCUGUUUACCAGAACAAGGAGAUUUUCCUGCGCGAGCUCAUCUCCAACGCCAGUGACGCCCUCGACAAGGUCCGCUACCAGUCACUCACCGACCCCUCGGUGCUUGACUCGGGCAAGGAUCUCAGGAUCACCAUCAUCCCCGAUGUUGCCAACAAGGUGCUGAUCAUCCGCGAUACCGGUAUCGGUAUGACCAAGGCCGACCUCAUCAACAACCUGGGUACCAUCGCCAAGUCGGGCACCAAGUCCUUCAUGGAGAUGGUCCAGGAGACCAAGGACGCCUCUAUGAUUGGUCAGUUCGGUGUCGGUUUCUACUCGGCCUACCUCGUUGCCGACGAGGUCGAGGUCAUCUCCAAGCACAACGACGACGAGCAGUACAUCUGGCGCUCGAGCGCUGGGCAGAACUUCACUGUCACCCGUGACACCGUUAACGAGCCCAUUGGCCGCGGUAGCGAGGUCCGUCUGCACCUUAAGGAGGACCAGCUCGAGUACCUCGAGGAGCGCCGCAUCAAGGAGGUCGUGAAGAAGCACUCCGAGUUUAUCUCCUACCCCAUCCACCUCAUCUUCCAGAAGGAGGUUGAGAAGGAGGUCCCCGUCGACGAGUCCGAGGAGGCUGCUGAUGACGAGGAUAAGGACGAGAACAAGGCCAAGAUUGAGGAGAUCGAGGACGAAGACGAGGAGAAGCCCAGCGCCAAGACCAAGAAGGUCAAGCAGAACGAGACCGUUGAUGAGGAGCUUAACCAGACCAAGCCCAUCUGGACCCGCAACCCCGACACCGUCCAGAAGGAGGAGUAUAACGCCUUCUACAAGUCGCUCACCAACGACUGGGAGGACCCCCUGGCUGUCAAGCACUUUUCGGUCGAGGGCCAGCUUGAGUUCCGUUCCAUCCUCUUCACCCCGCAGCGCGCCCCCUUCGACCUGUUCGAGGGCAAGAAGAAGCGCAACAACAUCAAGCUGUACGUGCGCCGCGUGUUCAUCAUGGACGACUGCGAUGAGCUGAUCCCCGAGUGGCUUAACUUUGUCAAGGGUAUUGUCGACUCUGAGGAUCUGCCCCUCAACCUGUCGCGCGAGGUCCUGCAGCAGAACAAGAUCCUCAAGGUCAUCCGCAAGAACCUCGUCAAAAAGUGCAUUGAAAUGUUCGCCGAGAUUGCCGAGGAUAAGGACAACUUCAACAAGUUCUACGAGGCGUUCGGCAAGAACAUCAAGCUCGGUAUCCAUGAGGACUCGCAGAACCGCGCCAAGCUCGCCGAGUACCUGCGCUACAACUCGACCAAGUCGACCGACGAGGUCACGUCGCUCAAGGACUACAUCACUCGCAUGCCCGAGAACCAGAAGUUCAUCUACUACAUCACUGGUGAGUCGCGCCAGGCUGUCGAGUCGUCGCCCUUCCUGGAGGUGCUGAAGCGCAAGGGCUACGAGGUCCUGUUCCUUGUCGAUCCCAUCGACGAGUAUGCCGUCCAGCAGCUCAAGGAGUACGAGGGCAAGGAGCUCAAGUCGAUCAGCAAGGAGGGCCUUGACCUCGAUGACUCUGAGGACGAGAAGAAGAAGUUUGAGGAGCAGAAGAAGGCUCUCGAGCCCCUGUGCGCCGCCGUCAAGGAGAUCCUCGGCGACAAGGUCGAGAAGGUCGUCGUCACCGACCUCAUCUCGGAGUCGCCCUGCGUUAUUCUCACCGGUCAGUUCGGCUGGUCCGCCAACAUGGAGCGCAUCAUGAAGUCGCAGGCCCUGCGCGACUCGGGAGGCAUGUCAUCGUACAUGGCGUCCAAGCGCACCCUGGGUCUGCAGCCCACCCACCCGAUCAUCCGCGAGCUCCAGGCCAAGGUUGCUGCCGACAAGAACGACAAGACCGUGCGUGACCUCGUCAACCUCAUGUACGAGACGUCGCUGCUGGCCUCAGGCUUCAGCCUCGAGGACCCCUCGACCUUCGCCAACCGCAUCUACCGCAUGGUCAAGCUUGGCCUGAGCCUCGAUGAGGACGAGAGCGCUAUCGCCCAGCCUGACUCUGCCGACGCCCCCGCCCUCGAGGAGAUCACCGACUCCAACAUGGAGGAGAUCGACUAAUUGUAAUUCGCCCCCCUUUCCUAUGUUUGUGUCCAUUUUUUUCAAUAAAAAUAUACUAAAAUAAUU
Messenger RNA from Kickxella alabastrina, 2430 nucleotides. Its product is annotated as hsp83-like protein. Gene Ontology annotation, biological process: cellular response to heat; protein folding; protein stabilization. Lineage: Eukaryota; Fungi; Kickxellomycota; Kickxellomycetes; Kickxellales; Kickxellaceae. The record is from RefSeq and is a predicted model, not a curated record. The transcript has a single exon. Bases 241 to 2364 code for a protein of 707 amino acids. Gene Ontology annotation, cellular component: plasma membrane; perinuclear region of cytoplasm; cytosol. Gene Ontology annotation, molecular function: ATP-dependent protein folding chaperone; ATP hydrolysis activity; ATP binding.